AUUUAAAAAAACACACGCAAGAAGUAAAGUGGAACUGCGAACGAUAUACGACAAUACUGUGAUAGCCGGUCGAGGAUUGAAGCCUUGCGUAAAUAUUUAAACGGCGACCGACCAGUGUGACAUUCGCCUAUCGAUCUCUCGAGUGCAAUUAUAAUUACAAUCUAAUUUCAAUUAAAUUCUAAUUAUAAUUCCUGCACGGAACUCUCUAAUUGGCAGCGAAAAUUCGAGUGAAAAUCGAGCGCGAAAUGAUUAAUCGCAAAAUGCGAACGGGAACAGGGAACGUUUAUUUCGUCAAACAGCAAUAAACGAGUGUCCACGUUUUUACGUUAGUUUACCAUUUACCAUUCGAUUUGCCAUCUCGCGGGAUUGUCCUCGAAGGGCUAACUACGAAUAUUGCGCUCAAAGUGCAAUCCAAUUUCGACGUAUGCGAAAUCCGAUAACGAAAUCCGAUUGAGAAGGCAUAAUGACAUAUGAGUGAUUGUUAUCCUAUUCGUUUUUCGCAAUCUCCUUCCCUCAUUGUCUCGGGGGAGAAUUCUGCAUGAGCAGAAAGCCGUAUCGUUGUAAGUGGGUGACCCAUUAACGGAUCCAUCGAUAGAGGAGGAGAGACUCGACUCUCGGGUUAUCGGAGAUUCGGGAUGACGUUUCUCCGUUUUUUGCGCGCACGAUACGGAAACGUGAUAUCGAAAUGUGCAUACACGAAGAUAUCGUCGCGAUGAGUCGAAUCAGCGGGUGAUAUCCUCCGCGAGGACGUCGACGAGCAUGGAGUCGAGCGAGGACGAAAAUGGUACGCUCGAUUUCUGGCGGGACUGGGAUCUGAGCAACCUAACCGAGGCCGAAUACCUGAGCAGGGUGCUGGGACCGAAAUAUCUACCCCUGAGACUGGUGAUACCCCUCACGAUCGCCUACGUGGUGAUCUUCAUCACUGGCGUCUUCGGCAACGUGGCCACGUGCACGGUUAUCAUACGGAACGCAUCCAUGCAGACCGCCACCAACUACUACCUCUUCAGUCUGGCCGUAUCCGACCUCACUCUACUUAUGCUGGGUCUCCCCAAUGAGCUAAGUGUAUUCUGGCAGCAGUAUCCCUGGGCUCUGGGCACGGGGCUUUGUAAGAUCCGGGCAUAUGUGUCAGAAAUGUCAUCCUACGUGUCGGUUCUCACGAUCGUGGCUUUCUCUAUGGAGAGGUAUUUGGCCAUCUGUCAUCCCUUGCGCGUCUAUUCGAUGAGCGGUCUCAAAAGACCGACACGCUUUAUCCUCGCGGCCUGGUCGAUCGCAAUCGUCUCGGCCGUACCGUUCGCAAUUUACGCCAAAGUCAAUUUCGUCGAAUACCCGCCAGGAUCGGGAAAUUAUUCGGCUGACUCGGCGAUUUGCGCGAUGCUUCUGCCGGACAUGCCAAAGUUUCCCCUUUACGAACUCAGCUGCAUCGUAUUCUUUCUGAUCCCGAUGCUUGUAAUCCUCGUGAUGUACACGAGGAUGGGAUUAAAGAUCAAGAGCAGUACCAAGGAAACACUUGGUCCGAUACAGGGCUCUUGCGUUCACGGCGAUCAUCGACAGAUUCAAUCCAGAAAGUCUGUCAUCAGAAUGUUAAGUGCGGUUGUUAUCAUGUUUUUCCUUUGCUGGGCCCCGUUCUACGCCCAGCGUCUGCUUUACAUCUACGCUCAGGAAUCCGAUUAUUACCCAGAUUUAAACGAAUGGCUCUAUAUUCUAAGUGGCUGUUUGUAUUACUUCAGUACAACCGUCAAUCCGAUUCUCUACAAUUUGAUGAGCCUCAAAUUCCGCAAGGCAUUCAAGCAAACAAUAUGCUGUAAAACAGGAAGACCGUCGAGCAAAAUCUUAAUGGAUAAGAAAUCUCAUCUGCGUAGAUGUGAUUCCACGAAUGAUCGAAUUAUUAAGUGUUCUGUUAGACAUACUAUUGCUCAAGCCAAAGAGAUAUUUUGUUUUACAUCGAGCCGACAGGAAAACAUCAAGGAUAACAACAGAAAUAAUGGAAAUGCAAGCAAUUUUCCUCAAAAUACUUACUUGUUACAAAAGGAAGAUUCAUCCUCGAUAUUUCUCUUUGAUCAAGGACAUCUUCUCGCUCACCAGCAGCCCAGCAUCGAAAGCACAACGUCUACGAAAAGAUCGGAGGAUACUAUUUCCGCAGUUAAAAACAGUCUGUGAUCUAUUUCCAUUUGUUUUUAUUUAGAUACAAAUAUAAUGUGUAAUGUUGAAAAUAAAACUAGACGAUGUGAGUUAUCGAGUUA
This is a messenger RNA of Pogonomyrmex barbatus (red harvester ant), 2240 nucleotides long. Its product is annotated as neuropeptides capa receptor-like. Gene Ontology annotation, biological process: neuropeptide signaling pathway. Lineage: Eukaryota; Metazoa; Arthropoda; Insecta; Hymenoptera; Formicidae. The record is from RefSeq and is a predicted model, not a curated record. Gene Ontology annotation, cellular component: plasma membrane. Gene Ontology annotation, molecular function: neuromedin U receptor activity.